Molecule: messenger RNA, 1414 nt
Organism: Daktulosphaira vitifoliae (grape phylloxera)
Lineage: Eukaryota; Metazoa; Arthropoda; Insecta; Hemiptera; Phylloxeridae
Gene: Fcp3C
Product: follicle cell protein 3C-1
Exons: 4
Coding region: 793-1302 (169 amino acids)
Source: RefSeq, a predicted model, not a curated record
UGACAUAAACUUAUUGUAACAAAUUUUUGAAUUUGUAGUUUUUCUCGAGCUAUACAUUUAAAAUUAAAUACCAUAGGCACAAUACAACCUAAAAUUGUUUUUUCUUAAAAGUAUUUCUAUAUAAAUUUACAUUUAAUUUUAAUAAUUUUUAAAAUGCUGCGAUAGAAUUAUGGGGUGUUAUUUGGAUGAUGUUGGCACUUGGUCUUUUAUGCCAGUCUAAUUUUUAAUGAAAUUUAGGUAAAUUCGAUCUCUUGUUGACUGAGCAAUACUUUGAGCAAGCGUGUUCCUUAUUAAAAUCCAAUUUGUAGUCAUAGGCGAUUGCGUAUUACAUACAUAUUUUUUAAUUUAAAAUACAAUUUUUACCUAUAUAAUAAGUCAAUUUUAUUUAGCAAUAGUUAUUAGAAUGGAAAAUUUUAUUGUUAGAAAUUAAAAAAAAAUAUAUAUAACAUGCUUGAUGUCAUUUGCUUAGAAAAUCACCAUAACGUUUUCAAAUAAGCAUUGUUUAUUGUUGAUUUUGUGCGUUUAAAUCAAAUGUUUUAUGUGUUUACGAAAAAAGUGCGAUGACGGGGUUUUUUAAAUGAAACUGUGUUAUUUACUAAAAACAUUUCUCCCUUUCGUCUGCUAACUAAAAACAGUAGUGCAGAUUUGUUUACAUAACAUCUAGUUUGAGGAAAUCUUCCCUCUCGACUGAAUUUGUAUAUAUACUAAGUCUUAAUGGCAUACGGUUUAGUAUUAGCUAAUUUUAGCUUAAAUCAGCAUAAUUGUCAACUGCUAUAGUCAACUACAAACAAUAUGGUGUCAUCAUCACUCGUAUUAGUUAUUGUCGUAGGACUAUUUUCCUUUUGUCUGGCGGGAGAACACAAAUCAACACGAAAGAUAAACGAUAUUUUGUCCCGUAACUCCGGUACAUUGCCUCAAAAUAAACCUAACCAAACCCUACCUACUUCUAAGGUACCUGUUGUGACCCCUUGUACUUGUGGUGUAUUUCUUAGUAGUCAAUUCACUAAAGGUAGUGGAAAACAACCCAAUGGAUAUGCCACAUUAAUGCAUGAACAAGACGAACCUGCAACGUGUAAUGCUUUGGGUAUCAAGACUUGUACUAAUAAAUGCUUAGACAUUAUUGCCAAAUAUUUACCCAACAGUCCAGCUAUAAUUUGUGGUUCGGUUGACCGUGACGUAUAUAAAGAGCGAGCCCAUCUUUUUGUCAAAAAUUGUAACGACUUUUGGGUAAAUACCAAUCUUUCAGCUGGAAGAGAAUACUGUUGUAAGGAUGGACAUCAUUACAAAUGUCCGUUAAUUUAAGUAAAUUGAUCACAUAUUGUAAUAAAGUUUUUGUAUAUUUUUUCUACAUUUAUUGUUUUUUUUUAUACUUUUUUACGUUUUUUAAAAAAAAUAUAUUUGAUUGAAAAUUUAA